AGUGCAUUAUGGGCAAGCUAUAGAAGUUGCCUAUGUCCCAGGGCGCAUGCACAUGCUUGUUCUUUCUGCUGCUUAGUUUUCUCAUGUAACAAUUUUGUUCUUUUCGUUAUAAACUUUAAGAUUAACAGAUUCUCCUGUUCAGUACUGUUAAGUGAUUUCAUCAUGGUUCACAGUGGGGAUAGCAGAAGUUCUAUUAAGGAUGGAGUUAUUGACUUCACUGCAGGAUCUUUGGGGGGAGUUGCUCUGGUGUAUGUUGGACAACCACUAGACACAAUUAAAGUGAAAAUGCAAACAUUCCCUAAACUUUAUAAAAGUAUGUUUGAUUGUGUUAAACAAACUGUUGUCAAGGAAGGUUUUGUGAAAGGUCUCUAUGCGGGAACUAUUCCAGCCAUUGUUGCUAACGUAGCUGAAAACUCAGUGCUUUUUGCUGGCUAUGGUGUUUGCCAGAAAAUUGUCGCCAAUUCAACAGGAGUUCAGAGUAUUGAAAAACUGAGUGCUACCGCAAACGCUUCUGCAGGCUGCAUGGCAGCUUUCUUCUCCUCCUUUACUCUUUGUCCUACUGAGCUCAUAAAGUGCAAAUUACAAGCAGCUCGAGAGUUAGCUGUAUCCUCUGGCUCCCAACUGGCUAACAUUGAAAAAGUUGGUCCAUUUCGACUAACGCAGCAGGUAAUUGCUGAGAGCGGUGUUAGAGGUCUGUUUAAUGGCUUGGGCUCCACAAUUGCUCGUGAAAUGCCUGGAUACUUUGUCUUUUUUGGUGGCUAUGAGUGGGCCAGAGAAAUGUUCACUAAGCCAGGAGAGACUAAGGAUACUAUAGGACCUCUGCGUACCAUGGCUGCUGGAGGAGUGGGCGGAAUGUCAUUCUGGCUCGUAACAUUCCCCGCUGAUGUUAUUAAAUCUCGCAUACAAGUUUCUAAUCUUACUGGUAAUCUGUACACAGUUGGUCUUGACAUAGUUCAGAAGGAAGGUGUAUCAGCUCUUUACAAUGGACUUCGACCGACUUUACUGAGAACAUUCCCUGCAACUGCAACAUUAUUCCUCACCUAUGAAUAUUCGAAAAAGUUCAUGCAUGAAUUCUUCAGUGACACCUCUUCAGACCUUCUCAAUUCUAUUUAAGUGGGUCCUGGCUCUGAUGAAAAUAUCCCAUGUUUUUUUAUCUUGCUUUGUAAAUUUCAGUUUUUGACACAAGUUUCAUUGCAUUUACUCAUCCUUUUUCUUUCUGACCAAGAUCUCAAUCUUUUGAGAGUAAUUUUGUGAUUGAUUUUUUUUCUCUUUCCCCAGCUAUGAAGCUACUUGUUUACCUAGAGUUCCUAUUAAUAGUCUAUGCUGGCUUGUUCAAAUAAAUAAGUCUUUUGUAAAAGUAAUGUCCAUUGAUUCCAUCAGCCAUAUUUGUAAAGGCUUGUUCAGACAGUUUCCUGCAGAUGUCUCUAUUCAGAUUGUAUGUUCUACUGACUCGUUUCUGUUCAGUACCAAGCUCAAUAACCUACCCUACCUUGAUGUUUCGGACCAUGUUUACUGGUGAGAUGUUAGGCUUGGAGCAUCUCAAUUCUUCUGGUUUAUUGUAGCAAAUGCAUGCUUCAGCUCCCAUGAAUCUCAUAUCAUACAACAUAAUGAAUGUGGAAGAAUAGGUUUACAUUCAUUAAUAUGUUUGAGAAAUACCUCAGAGUUCAAUAGCUUUGCCAAAAUUGUGAUAAUCUGUGUUGCUCUGUAGUAUACCUUUUGAGAAAGUGAACACAGGCCAAUCACUCUCUUUUUCAUGAAUUAUAAAUUUCCUUUCCCAUUGUUUGUUGACCAACAAUUACGUAUUAUAUUAUGUGAUGGUUCCCUUGAAUCAAUUCUUCCCUGCAUAUUUUUAUUCCGUUCUCUUUCAUUGGGUCCAAUACCAUGCUCCUAUCUAUCACUUUAUCAUAUUGUAUUCAAAGAUGGAGUUUGAAGUGCAUCCUUCAAGAUAAAAUCUGUACAAUUUAGUAGCUACUGGUACUCAUUUCCUCUUUUGAUGUGAUGUAUCUCAAGUUAUUGUAUAUUAUGUAUUAGAACAAAAUCAUUUAAUUUUUCUUUAGCAAAGUGUGCCGACAAAAUAAUUUUUUGGUGUCUUUCUAAUAUUUUCUGAUUAUUGUCAUUUUAUUGGCUGUGAUAUGUGAAACAUGUCUUAUCAUAAGUAUGCCAAAUUAUUAAUUUUUAAAUGGACGUUAUACACUUAUUGAAUCAUUUUAUCUACUCUUUCAUCCAAGUUGGAGUGUCAGGGCCACGUCCAAACAUCUGUUUGGAUAUAUCUUCUCAGGAUUAUUAUACAAAUUGUUUUGAGUUUGAAUAUUUAACAUUCUAUGCAUGUGGCUUUGGCUGACAAGUUUAGACUUAUUUUUUGAAAGCUAAAUAUUUAAAAAUCUGAGGAGUAUUGCUCAAGUGUGAGUAUGUUGUUACCUUUCUACAGAUAUUUUUUAUUGUUGUUGAAUUUUAUUGAUUAAGCGGAGUAUACAAUUCACUUGUACCUAUGAUAGUCAUUAGUGACCUGUGUCUUCCAGUCAGUACAAAUGUUAGAUCAGUGUUAUUUGUCUUGUCUUCCAUGUUUGCUCUUAGUGUGUUGAGCACUAUUGUGCUCAGUCAGCCAUUGUAAUGUGUCUGUGCUAUUGUGUAAACUGCUACUUUAAGACAUAUUAAAGAAAGGUAAUCAAUGA
Messenger RNA from Thrips palmi, 2672 nucleotides. Its product is annotated as mitochondrial ornithine transporter 1. Gene Ontology annotation, molecular function: L-ornithine transmembrane transporter activity. The record is from RefSeq and is a predicted model, not a curated record. Lineage: Eukaryota; Metazoa; Arthropoda; Insecta; Thysanoptera; Thripidae. The coding region runs from base 163 to 1113 and encodes 316 amino acids. The transcript has 7 exons. Gene Ontology annotation, biological process: mitochondrial L-ornithine transmembrane transport.